UUCCCAGAGCAUUGAUUUCUGGGUCAUCAAGCAAGUAAAGGUCUUUGCCCAACUUUUGCUCUUGUUUUUUAGUUUCCAGCCUGCGAUUGAACCGUUGGUCCUGAUCUGAAUAGGGGGUUCAAUGGUUUGAUGCAAAUUCAAUCGAACGCUCCUGCACUCAUCUAGAGUUGGUGCGUUCCCAAGAUGCUUGUGCGCGGCAAUUGAUCCAACCUGCAAAAAAGUGCAGCGAGUGCAGUGAAGGAAAUGCAACAUGUUUUCAUACUGGCUCUUCAAAAAUCUUCAAAAGAGACAGGUUCGAGAUGUUCCGAGAAUUUUGGCCAAAAUUGAGGAGACCUGCCAAAGGACGACACAACCGGAGCAUGUUGGAGCAAAAUAUUUCAGCAAGUUUUGCUCUCUUGACGGAUUUAGCAUACCACACUGCCAAGCGAUACCGCCAAGAACCCGUUGGCCGCUUUAGCCUUGUAGACAUGGCAGGCAGCAAGGCCUUUGCGCAGGGAGUAAGGGAGGCCACGGCAUCCAAUGACGCCAAGGAAGAAAAGGAUGCAGAAAAAGAAGAGAAAGAAACCAAAGAUGCCGCUGAGUCUUCAAGCUCUUCAUCUGCUGAGGGAUUUGGGGAAGAGGCAGAGGAGACUGUGGAAGCAAGUCAGGGGCUCAGAGGACGAAAGUCCUACACGAGCUCCGGCAACAAGGAAUACGAGAUUAUUUUGCGUCAGAAGCGCCAAAGAAAGCAGGGAUUAGAAACGAGUAGCAAUGGUUGUGAUGUGGUUGCCACAUGGUUGUCACUGUGUCCAUUGGGCCUCUGUCCUCUGCACGUCAAGGAAGAGAAGGCGGCAAAGCGAAAGGAGGCGGAGGAGAAGAAACAGAAGGCCAAUGACAGAUGCGGUUUCCGCACAGAUCGACAAGAAGCAGAGAAGCAUAGACAUUUCACGUCUGCAGCAGGCUUUGAAUCCUUCGGCAGUGAAACUGACAGCUGGGGAGUUUUUAGUUGGGAGAUCAGGGAGAACGGAAGCACGGCAGAUCGCAGGGCAAGUUGGACUAACGAGAUCUACUGUAACCAGUGGUGGAACUUUGCAGAGCUUUACGAGCUCUCUCUGAAGAGCUCCGUUGUAGGCCACAUCACGAUAUUCGGCAUAUACUCUGCGGCUGCAUCUGAUGAGGUCUUUGAUCGAAUCGAGAAAGGGACCGCGCCACAGUCGGAGGAGGAUAGCUCAAGACCUACAACGCCAGGUUGGCCCAGGCGACGUGCGAGAUCUCCACGGGCUCCGUCGCCUACGCCCAGAGAGGUCUCUGCCAGCGAUGGCAGUGAGGUCCUGCUUGUAUCCGAUCCACUGAAAUCGGCAAAUUUUCCCAUGCACGCAGAGGUUGCAGCUUUUCAGCGCCAGUCGGAGCGAACAGAAAGACUUCAGAGAGAGGUUGGGAUACUUCGAAAGGCAGUUGACCAGUCUGCAGCAAACUUCAAGCGUAUAGCUGAGGAUGAGGUGGAUUUUGCUAUCAAGAACAUCGAAGCCAAAGCGAGCUUGACUCAGAUGGAUCAUCAUGAAGAACUGAAAGCGCUGCUUGACCAAGCUCUUGACCAGCGCGAGCAUUUGGCAUCCUUGGCCCGUGACGCUGUGGAGGAUCGCUUUCGCAUAGAACUACAAACACUUUCAGAGGCAACAAGCAAGAGCCUUCAUGCUCUACAAGAAGAUGUGGCCAAGAACGAAGAACAUUCAGUGCAGGAGGUGCAGUACUUGGGCUGCAGGAUAGAUGCAGUGCUGGAGGAGAUUGCCAAGGUUCAGCAGUCCUCACGUGAAACAGCAGAGGCAUCUGCUCACAUGGUGAGCUCCACCUUAGCUGACUUUCGCACUCAAGAACUGCACGCUCAGGCCAAUGAAUACCGCGAGUUAAGAGAAGCGACUUCAAGCGUUGCUCAGGGAGUUCUUAGACUGGCACAGGUUUGUGGAGUUCUUCCUGGACCUACAUGCCCUGAGCAGAAGGAUGUGGACCCUUUGUAUGCUGAACUUUGUGGGCGCGGAAUACGGCAUCGGAUAGAUGAUGCUUGGGCAGUCAUUUCGAAGGGCUGUGCCAACACAACUGCAUUGAUGCUUCAAAAGGCCGACGAACUGUUUGCCAUCAAGUUUGCUGCACAGAUUGGAGACUUUGAUGCUCGCGUCUACCACGAGUGCCUGCAUUUGGUUGCGGCCCACCAAGGGUUUAAGGAAGGCUUGGAAUUGAGUUUGCCUUCAAAACACUAUGUUCGCUACCAGAAGGCAUCACACCGGACACCGUCUGACCAGGUCUCGGAGAAGGACGUCUUAGCCCGUGGUCCAUCGCCGUUUCGCGAUGCAAACUCGGCAUUAUCAACGACAGUCCCGACGGAGCCAGUUCAGACGCCUCGGACGCCGUACACACCUCCAUACACCUUACGCGGCACUGGCACUGCCGGGAGACAUCAACCACUCCCCAGAAAUCUUGAAAGGCCGGGAUCUGCCCAAUUGCGAUCCAUCAGGAUGUCGUUUGAUGAGACGCAGCGGCCAGCAUCUACCAAUUAG
This is a messenger RNA of Cladocopium goreaui, 2531 nucleotides long. Lineage: Eukaryota; Dinophyceae; Suessiales; Symbiodiniaceae. The record is from the annotation of a GenBank genome assembly.